This is a messenger RNA of Linum tenue, 2834 nucleotides long. The record is from the annotation of a GenBank genome assembly. NCBI's taxonomy places the organism in Eukaryota, Viridiplantae, Streptophyta, Magnoliopsida, Malpighiales, Linaceae.
UCGAAUCCUUCGCGUCUGUCUCAGAGAAGUGGCCGAAAAUGGGGGUUUUGAGAGGCUUUCUCGUUGAUUUGAUCACCGCCGUCGGAUGGUAAAUAUAUAAGUCCAGUGAUUAAUUUGCUAGUUGUUACCUAGUUUAGUGACCAUUUAGCUAUUUAUUCCCUUAUGCAUUCUACUCAAGCGGUCAAGCCCCAACUGUUUUGAGUUUCCGCCAUGUCUCAAUGAAGCGAUCGGCUCCGCCUUUGAAAUCCCUCGCCGUCGUAGCUACUGAAACCACCGCCAUGUCUUCUCCGAUUCCACACCGUGGCGGUAGAAAGCCUUGGGCGGCGGGGAGAGGCUUCUCCGACCGCCAAUACCGUGGCGGGAGAGGCUCACAUGUCUUUGCCGGAGACUUACCAGACCCUAAUUACUCAGGGCUUGGCAGAGGGGGAUGGCACGGUUCUUCGAAUCAAUGGCCACCGCCGGCAUACUUACAGAGCCAAAGCCAACAGUUCCGGCAGCCGUCUCCGCGUUACUACUCAAACCAGCAUCAAUUCCGGCCACCUCCACUCUUCGUUCAAAAUCAGAACUACCAACAGUUCCGGCAGGCUCCGCCGUUUGAUCGGAAUCAAGGUUUCCGCCCCCAUCAGCAGCAACAACAACUCCCGCCGAGGCCGCCGAAGGAAUUGCUUUUCCGGAAUUGGGAGUAUGCAAAUGUUUUUCCUCCUCCAAAUGCAGAGAGAUUCAGUGUUCUUUCUUAUAAUAUACUGGCCGACUAUCUAGCCGUCAACCACAGGAGCAAACUUUACUUCCACAUACCUCAGCAUAUGCUGGCUUGGCAAUGGAGAAAGAGAAGUAUAGUUUUUGAGCUUGGCUUGUGGAAAGCAGAUAUAAUGUGCUUUCAGGAAGUUGACAGAUUUCAGGAGUUGGAAGAUGAGUUGAAGGGAUCAGGGUACAAUGGGAUCUAUCAGAUGCGGACAGGCAGUGCUACUGAUGGUUGUGCCAUCUUUUGGAGAGAAUCAAAGCUUACACGUGGAUUUGUUACCUUCCUUAGAUUCAACUUGGUCCACGAGGAAUCUAUUGUUUUCAAUAAGUUUGGACUGCGGGAUAAUGUUGCUCAGAUAUGUGUGCUGGAGGCAAUAAGUCAAAGUUCGAAUUCUAAUGCAUCAACUCUCUCUGCAAGCUCAGCAGGUUCUAAUAAAGUUGUUGUAUGCAACAUUCAUGUGCUGUACAAUCCUAGAAGGGGUGAAAUAAAGAUCGGUCAGGUGAGAAAGCUUCUUGAAAAGGCUCAUGCUGUGUCAAAAUUGUGGAAUGAUGCUCCAGUUGUUCUUUGUGGCGACUUCAAUUGUACUCCAAAGAGUCCAUUGUACAACUUCAUCUCCCAACAGAAGUUAGAUUUGUCUGAAGUGGAUAGAGAUAAGGUAUCAGGACAGGCUUCUGCAGAGAUUCGAGCUCCUACAAGGACAGUCUAUUCUGGUGGUAAACCCAAUCAUAGUUCUAGUCCUGGGACUCACUCCCCCAAUACUUCAGUUGAAGUUGUACAGAGAAGGGAAGAAUCAGAUUCUAGAUCUAGUAUGACUGUGGGUCAAAGUCACGAGUCAAGUAAUUCUAUAGAAGAUACCCGAAGAAACUUCAAGGAUCUCUCAUUAUCCCAUGAAGUAUCUUGCUCUGGGAGCAGAUCAUUUCAUUCUUUACAGCCAAUUUCCGACAGUGCAAGUGGAUCUAAUAGCGUCAACCAAGUAGAAGAUAGUCUAGAAUCCGAAUUUACACAAGUGUUCAGCAAGUUCCAGUCUGAACUCUCCAUAACUGGUGAAGAUGAAAGCAGUUUUCUAGCUUCACUGCAUGACACUAAUGAUACCUUCUCUGAAAUUGCUAGCUCAGAUUUAGAUCAAUCCAGUGGAGAAUUUGGAACGGGUCCAAAUGAUGAGUCUAAGGUGCAUUCGCCAACCAAUGAGUUGGCCAAUGAUUCUUCUGAGAAUCAGAACUUAGUGGAAGUUGUUGAUGAGGUUUCUAUCUAUGAUCCAUCGGUCUGGACACCAAUGGAAAUAGCUACUGCUACAGGUGACGCAGACUGUACCUGCUUACAGCAUCCUUUAACUCUUAGAAGCGCUUAUACCCAAGUUGAGAACCAUUCAGGAACAAGAGAUCCCUCUAAUGGAGAACCUGAGGCGACUAGCUACAACAGGCAUUUCUUGGGCACAGUUGACUACAUAUGGUUUUCAAAAGGUCUGCAGACUGUGGGUGUACUUGCUCCGAUACCAAAACGCGCGAUGCAGUGGACAACUGGGUUCCCGACAAAGAAAUGGGGGAGCGACCAUAUCGCGUUGGUUUCUGAACUGGCCUUCACUCCGACUGGCAACCUAGAAGAAGGCGCCCGACCAUCACAUGCACAAGAAGCAUCUGGGAAUGGAGGCGGCCAAACAUAACGUCUUCGGCCUUGAGGUUUAGGAAUGUUUCUGAGUUCAUACUCUUUGCCCUGAUUUACUUUAUUCUCCAUCCGCUAAUCUGAGGUAGAGUGCAGAAGCCUUGCGCAUUCUCUGUGUCAUACUAGGUUCAUGGCUAGUUCAUUUUCUGUAGCAACGAGUUCUGUUGUGUGUGUGAUGUGUUAUCAUGUGUACACCUAGUUUAAGCGGCGGUGAUCGAAGCCAUACAGGCUUGCAUAGCUCCUUGUGUCGGAUCCCCUAAUUCACAGUGUGAAAUUUAACAACUUUUUAAUGCCGGAACUGAGAAAGGGUUGAAGAAAUUCACCUCUUUACUCACAACAUCUCUGCUAAAAAUGUGGUUGAUGGUCCUCUACGAAAUUAUACCCCUAUGGCUGGUCCAGCUUUGUCUGUUCCUUUGUAGGCGGGGACCUGAAU